GCCGGGACCAGGCUAGUCCACUGCUCGCUAAUUGCCCCCAACACGGACCUCAGUCCUGGCCAGAGCAGAGUCCAGAAUGGAGCUGCGGCCCUACCAGUGGGAAGUGAUCCUACCGGCUCUGGAGGGCAAGAAUAUCAUUAUAUGGCUGCCCACGGGUGCUGGGAAGACCCGGGCAGCUGCCUUUGUGGCCAAGAGGCACCUAGAGACAGUAGACCGGGGCAAGGUGGUUGUACUGGUCAACAGGGUACACCUGGUGAGCCAGCAUGCUGAGGAAUUUAGGCGCGUGUUGGAUAAACAUUGGACCAUCUCAACCCUGAGUGGGGACAUGGGGUCACGAGCUGGCUUUGGCCUAAUAGCCCGGAGCCAUGACCUGCUCAUCUGCACAGCAGAGCUGUUGCAGCUGGCACUGAUCAGCUCCGAGGCAGAUGAGCACGUGGAGCUCACAGAGUUCUCGUUGAUUGUGGUGGAUGAGUGUCACCACACCCACAAGGACACCGUCUACAACGUCAUCUUGAGCCGCUACCUAGAGCAUAAGCUGCAGAAGACAAAACCUCUUCCCCAGGUUCUGGGUCUCACAGCCUCCCCAGGCACUGGAGGGGCCACCAAGCUUCAAGGGGCCAUUGACCACAUCCUACAGCUCUGUGCUAACUUGGAUACGUGGCGCAUCAUGUCACCAGAGAAUUGCCACUCCCAGCUGCUGGAACACAACCCAAAGCCCUGCAAGCAGUAUGACCUCUGCCAAAGGCGCAAACAGGAUCCUUUUGGAGACUUGCUAAAAAAGCUUAUGAACCAAAUCCACCAGCAACUAAAUAUGCCCUAUCUGAGCCAGCAAUUUGGAACCCAAAUGUAUGAGCAGCAAGUGGUGCAGUUGAGAAAAGAUGCGGCUGAGGCUGGCCUUCAGCAACAGCGGGUGUAUGCGCUGCAUUUGUGGCGCUACAAUGAUGCGCUGUUCAUCCAUGAUACUGUCCGCGCACGGGACGCUCUGGACAUGUUGCAAGAUUUCUACAACAGAGAACGUGCCACAAAAACACAGUUGCUGCAUGCAGAGCGCUGGCUGCUGGAACUGUUUGACAGCCAUAAAAAUACGCUGGCCAACCUAGCGGCCCAUGGGCCUGAGAACCCAAAGUUGGAGAGGCUGGAAGAGAUCCUGCUGAGUCAGUUUGGGGGUCCCAACAACCCUCGGGGCAUCAUCUUCACCAAAACCCGCCAGAGUGCCUACUCCCUCCUGCUCUGGCUUCAGCAGCAGCCUGGCCUACAAACUGUGGACGUCAAGCCUCAGAUGCUGAUUGGAGCUGGGAAUACCAGUCAGAGCACACACAUGACCCAGAAAGACCAGCAAGAAGUGAUCCAGGAAUUCAGGGAUGGUACCCUGAACCUUCUAGUGGCCACAAGUGUGGCAGAGGAAGGGCUGGAUAUAUCCAAGUGCAAUGUGGUGGUACGCUAUGGGCUCCUGACCAACGAGAUCUCCAUGGUCCAGGCCCGGGGCCGAGCUCGAGCUGAUCAGAGUGUGUACUCCUUUGUGGCGACAGAGGGCAGUCGGGAGCUGCGGCGGGAGCUGACCAAUGAGGCUCUGGAGGUGCUGAUGGAGCAGGCAGUGACUGCAGUACAGAAGAUGGACCCCAAAGAGUUUAAGGCCAAGAUCCAGGAGCUGCAGCUGGCAGCGCUAGCUAAGCGAGCGGCUCGCGCGGCUCACCGAGAGAGUCGGCAGCGGCAGUUCCCACCCGAGGACGUGCAGCUCCUCUGCAUCAACUGCAUGAUAGCCGUGGGCUACGGGAGUGACAUACGGAAGGUGGAGGGGACCCACCACGUCAAUGUGAACCCCAACUUCUCGGCCUACUAUAACAUCUCCCAGAAGCCUGUGGUCAUAAACAAGGUCUUCAAGGACUGGAGGCCUGGAGGAACCAUUAGCUGCAGUAACUGUGGUGAGGUCUGGGGCUUCCAGAUGAUCUACAAAUCAGUGACCUUGCCGGUGCUGAAAAUCCAAAGCAUACUACUGGAGACCCCUCAUGGGAGGAUCCAGCCCAAAAAGUGGUCUCGGGUACCCUUCACAGUAUGUAACUUCGACAUACUGCAGGACUGUGCCCAGGGCCUGUCUUAUCUCUCCCUGGACUGACCCCUUGUACCUGCA
Messenger RNA from Acomys russatus (golden spiny mouse), 2128 nucleotides. RefSeq names its product DExH-box helicase 58 (gene Dhx58). Gene Ontology annotation, biological process: response to virus; positive regulation of interferon-beta production; innate immune response. The coding region runs from base 77 to 2113 and encodes 678 amino acids. The transcript has 13 exons. Gene Ontology annotation, molecular function: hydrolase activity; ATP binding; single-stranded RNA binding. NCBI's taxonomy places the organism in Eukaryota, Metazoa, Chordata, Mammalia, Rodentia, Muridae. Gene Ontology annotation, cellular component: cytoplasm. The record is from RefSeq and is a predicted model, not a curated record.